UCCCUUUCUCUUUAUUAUCAUCUCUUUAAUUUUUAAAUUUCCAUGCAUGGUUUGGUUCAGAUUCUUGGACAAAAGUUCUCUCUCUCUCUGUCAUUUCAUUUCUUUCGCAAUUACAGCUUGUAUUCCUUCGCUGUCUACAAGGAGUAGUAGAUCGAACUGGUUCUUGGGUCGGUGCAAACUUAAAAGAGGCUUCUCUAUCUUUAUCCGUAAUUGCGGAUCAACCUCAUGAUUUCAUUAAGGAAUUUGAUGGAAGAGAAACAGCUGGAUUUUAAUCAACCUCUUCUUUCUGUGAGGCGUUUUACAUCUACAGAAACAUCAUUCGAGACUAAUGAAAAAACCAGACCCGAAUCCAAAAUUCCUCCUCUUCCUGUUUAUAAAUCAGAAUUGAAAUCUGGUCCAGUGAGGAUUCCUGGAACUGUUCCUUUUUUGUGGGAGCGAACUCCAGGUAAACCCAAGGAUGAAAGCAGUACAAAUACUCAGAUUUGCAAACGGCCUCCACUUGUCCCGAAACUCCCACCCGGAAGGGUCCAAAAAGUAAACCAAGAAGUUCAUACUUCUGUAAAUGCGUCAUUAGAUGAAAAUGCCAGAGAAGAAGUUGAAGAGAUGACCAGUUGUAAGUCAGGAAACGACGAUGAAGAAGAAGAGGAGGAGGUUUACAGGGAUGCAAAUGAUAGAUUUUCUCGAUCAGAAUCCUUCUUCUUGAAUUGUAGUAUUAGUGGAGUGAGUGGAUUAGAUGAUUCAGAAAUUAAACCUUCAGAGGCCUCCUCUAUGGAUCCACAUACUCGUGAUUUCAUGAUGGACCGAUUUUUGCCUGCAGCAAAGGCAAUGGCAUCAGAAACGCCUCCACAUACUAUUAGAAAACAAACUGUAAGCACCGAGCGGCCUAGGGAAGUUAAAUUGGUGACAAAUAGGGAUAGGCAGAGUCGGCCAAACCUGCAUGUUCAGACAAAACAUGUAAAAGAAAUAUUCAUGGAAGAAAGUGAUGAUGAAGAUGAUGAUUAUGAUGAGUCUGGAUACUCUUCCACUCAGGGAUGUGGUUUUCUUCCUCGGUUUUGCUUAAAAGGUUCAUUUGGUUUAUUAAAUCCAGUACCUGGAAUGAGAAUGCAAGCCACUUCGGUGCGAAGAAUUCGUAAUAGCUCAAUUGGGUGUUCCAAGGAUGCUGUAAAUGAGAGACGACAAAUUCAUGGUCAAGGAAUAACUAAGCAGCAGCUGGAAGAAAAUGCAACUAAAUCCAGCAAAAACCAUGGCAAAAGUAAUAUUCAGGAAGGCGAUGCAUUUUCUUUAUACAGGCAUUUGCAGGAUGAGGACAUGUCCAACUACCCAAAUGAACCUUCCCAAGCUGUACAUGACAAUGUAAAUCCUUCUCUUGAUUACGCUGGGAAGGCUACCAAAUCUGUGACAAAUGAAUAUAAUGAAUCACGUAGAAGAAGCCUAAAUAGCUUUCAAGCAUUACUGAGUGACGAGUCGGGUUCAGCCAGUCCUGUUGAGAAAACUCUCUACAUAGAUUCUGUUCACAAAAUUAAAUCUCCACAUUCAAGUUCAAAUUCUUUGGAUGUGAAAGGGAUAAGUUACAGUGGAGAUAUGAUUGAUGAUACUUUUAUUAAAAGCACCGAAAUGAAAGAACUGUGUACACUGGAUUCUGCAACCCUAGAUGUCAAGAAUAUGAACACGGUAGGUGAAAAAAACAUUCCGAGACCUGACAGUUUGAAAUCUUUGGAUUCCUGCUUGCAAACUUGUUCCGAUAUAUCAUUGUUUAAGGUUAAACUGGAUACAAAUUACUCCAGGCUCAAACCAGAACAUACUCAGGAUGCUGCAAAGUUGACAAGCUCACGAUUUGCAAACAAGAAGUUUGAUCUGGAAAACCAAUUUCCCUUGAAACCAAGCAGCCGAUGCGAUUCCAAUGAUCUCACUAAAGAUAACACUAGGAAACAACCUGAGAAGUCAAGUUAUGAAGGGAAUAACGUAACUUUUCCAGAAUAUGGUAAGAAGCACGAGUUGGAUGAUGAAAAGAUUGGCCCUGUUGAGGCCUCCUCUGAUCUGAGAACUUCUGAAGGUGCUACCAAUGGAAAGGAUUCAAGAAAUGAAUUUCCCAAGAGGGUCGGUAAUGGAGAUGGUUCUUGCAAUGGCUAUUCACAGUUAAGGCUGCCUUUUGCUCCACCUCCACCAAAAUCUCCAUCAGAAUCUUGGUUGAAACGGACUUUGCCAACUUCUUCAAGAAACACAUCGUUUUUGCAGUCUUCUUUUGCAAUGCGAGUUAACCCCAUUUCCGUGACUACGUCUCCCAAUCACAAUAUGCAUUCUACCGUUAGAAACCCUGAUACCAACAACUUGCAUCUACAGUUUUCAAAGGAACUGCUGUCAUCUAUACCUGAAGUUUAGAAUAAUGGAAGAUGAUCUCCAAAUUUCACUUGGCUGUGAGUAUGCUUCACACCCAGCUGGGUUUUGAUAAGUUUUAAGGUCCUGAAAAUAUCAUCCUCACUUGAGGGUUAUAUUUUUCCUUUCUUUUUUUACAUGCUUCCAGUAUCGGUGUAAAAAAUUACUGUAAAUGGUCAUUUGUAGACAAAUCUGAUCAGUUGCAUGUUGUAAAUGUUAGUCAUUCCUGUAAAGAAACAAUGAUGAUCCGUGAUUUAUAUGGAAAAUAAAGGAGCCAUAUAUUACUUUUACAGAUUACAA
Cucumis sativus (cucumber) is the source of this 2673-nucleotide messenger RNA. RefSeq lists its product as uncharacterized. The transcript has 4 exons. The record is from RefSeq and is a predicted model, not a curated record. Bases 226 to 2379 code for a protein of 717 amino acids. Lineage: Eukaryota; Viridiplantae; Streptophyta; Magnoliopsida; Cucurbitales; Cucurbitaceae.